Gracilinanus agilis (Agile Gracile Mouse Opossum) is the source of this 1616-nucleotide messenger RNA. It is a transcript of the gene MAFA, whose product is annotated as MAF bZIP transcription factor A. The record is from RefSeq and is a predicted model, not a curated record. Gene Ontology annotation, cellular component: nucleus. Gene Ontology annotation, biological process: regulation of transcription by RNA polymerase II; retinal rod cell development. NCBI's taxonomy places the organism in Eukaryota, Metazoa, Chordata, Mammalia, Didelphimorphia, Didelphidae. The transcript has a single exon. The coding region runs from base 534 to 1616 and encodes 360 amino acids. Gene Ontology annotation, molecular function: DNA-binding transcription factor activity, RNA polymerase II-specific; RNA polymerase II cis-regulatory region sequence-specific DNA binding.
GAGGGCACUCGCUCCGGGAGCCCCAUGUGUGCCAGGCACGGGUGACUUUCUCAGCGAAGGCGCACGGGAAGCAGGCGCCGACCGGGACGGCCAAAGAGUUUCCAGGCGGAGGCAAGGCAGUGGGGGCCUCCCAGCACUUCAGUGAGUUCUCUCCGCCAAACUUUUCUACUUUCCCCCUCCAAAGCCGGCGCUCCCCCCUCCUCUCUCGCGGGAAAGUGUUCUUCUCUGUUCCCCCCUCUCUCAGCCGCCGCCGCCCCAACCUCAGCUACCCACCGCAGGCGGGACCAGGACUUAUACACUUCGCGCCCCCUCGGGGGAAGCCUACAGGAGGUAGGGGCGUGCCCAGACCCCCGAUUUAAUUACUCUCGUGAGUGGGGGGGGGAGAAGCUCAACGGCUCCCCCCCCAUCAUCCCCGCCCCCAAUUCUCGCCUUUGACCCCAGCCUGCCCGCCCCGUCGGGGGGUGACAUCCUCCUCCCCGCUGCCCUUGAGCUGUCAGGGCGCGGGGGGCGGGCCGGGGCAGGGCCUUCCUGAGAUGGCCUCGGAGCUGGCGAUGGGCGGCGAGCUGCCCAGCAGUCCCCUGGCCAUCGAAUACGUGAACGACUUCGACCUGAUGAAGUUCGAAGUAAAGAAGGAGCCCCCCGAAGCGGAGCGCUUCUGCCACCGCCUUCCCCCAGGCUCACUCUCCUCCACGCCACUCAGUACUCCUUGCUCCUCGGUCCCAUCUUCUCCCAGCUUCUGUGCCCCAAGCCCAGGCACCGGCGGCAGCGGCGGCGGAGGCGGUGGAGGAGGAGGAGGAGGAGCGCCCACAGCGGGGCCCCCCGGGCCGCCGAACGGGGGCCCCGCAAGCGUUGGAGCUGUGCCUGGCAAGCCCCAGCUGGAGGACCUGUACUGGAUGAGCGGCUAUCAGCACCACCUCAACCCCGAGGCGCUCAACCUGACCCCGGAGGACGCUGUGGAGGCGCUCAUCGGCAGUGGCCACCACGGCGGCCACCACUCGGCCUCGGCCUACGAGACCUUCCGGGCUCAGGGUUUUCCGGGCAGCGGCGGGGGCGCCGGGGAGGAGCUGGGGCCCGGUCACCACCACGGUGGCCACCAUGCGGCUCACCACCAUCACCAUCACCCGGGCCACCACCACCACCAUGGCGCAGGCCACAGUCAUGGUCACCACGUGCGCCUGGAGGAGCGCUUCUCCGACGACCAGCUGGUGUCCAUGUCGGUGCGCGAGCUGAACCGACAGCUGCGUGGCUUCAGCAAGGAGGAGGUGAUCCGCCUGAAACAGAAGCGGCGGACCCUGAAGAACCGUGGCUACGCGCAGUCCUGCCGCUACAAGAGGGUGCAGCAGCGGCACAUCCUGGAGAGCGAGAAGUGCCAGCUGCAGAGCCAGGUGGAGCAGCUGAAGCUGGAGGUGGGCCGGCUGGCCAAAGAGCGGGACCUGUACCGGGAGAAAUACGAGAAGCUGGCGGGCCGGGGAGGCCCCGGGGCAGGGGCCGGAGCCGGGGGGCCUGGGGCAGCGGCCGGGGGAGCGGGCAGCGGCAACGCAGGCUUCCCCAGAGAGCCAUCCCCUCCUCAGGCUGCCCCCGGAGCGGCCAAAGGGGCAGCCGAUUACUUCCUGUGA